UUCGCACAUAACCUUUCAAAUUGAUUAUUACGCUUUUUUUAUAAAGCAAAUUUAAUCGAAAUGAUUGUGUUAAUUCAAGAAAUUAAAAGAAUUGAUGCGAAAAAAAAUCUCGUUACAACAAAAAUGUAUUAAAUAUGACGUUGUUGUAAACGUUGUAAACAUAACCUCAAUUCCCAAGAAAUUAUUUCUUUCCCUACGUUUCUUAUCGAAGCAAUCCCCCGAAAACGAUUCGCCCCAUUUUAUUUCGCUUUAAACCGGAUUUGCGAUUAAAACGGCGAAAUUAAAUUAAAUUUUUUAAAAAAAUUGCAACCCUUAACGUUUAAACGUCACCCCCUCCUGUAUAUGAGAAAACUUUGGGUCGAAUUAUCGAUUUGGAGGACUUCCGCAAAACGUAGGGGUCGUCGUCGUUGUGUUCCGGUGGCGCGCAUGUGUUCCAGUUAGCCCCAAAGUGACCCUAAGAGUGCGUCCCUUUCGAAAAAUCCUUUAAAAAAAAACACUUCAAAAUAACACUAAAAUCGCCUUUUAUCCCAAAUAAAAAGUUACUUAGUGAUACACUCGGUGAUUUUCGGGGUGUGGUGUUAAAUCUUGGUGGUUUGUGUCAAUUUUUUUUGUAAUUGACGCAACAUGGCCGAUUUAGUGUCCCCGCCUGGAAGUGAUAGAAACGAUUGUAAUAGUAAAAAAAUAAAUUAAUUUUGGUUUAAAUCGUAAAUAAAGAUACGAAAUGACGGAUUUUAAGGAAGCCACGUUCUUUAAACAGUUAAAAGCGAUGGUAUGGAGGAACUAUUUGUUAAAAAAGCGCGAAAAACGAAAAACAACCGCAGAAAUCGUUUUGCCCCUCUACACACUAAGCAUUUUAAUCCUACUUAAAUUGGUGAUCCCAAACCCGCAUUUCCCGUCGAUACAAACCCCGAGAGGCGAGGCAAACAUUUUCGAAUAUUUCCAAAACUUGCGUAACCACACGGUUGCCGUCGUUCCGAACACAACGGACGUUCAGAGAUUUUUGAACCUCGUUAACGAGCUGUGGCAAACGAUGCAUCAAGAUCCGGGAUCGUACCCGAUCGAUUGGAGUUUAUUUGCGACGAAACAAGAUUUGGUUACGAAUUAUUGGCAGGAUCCUCUAUCGAUACCGUUAGCGGUGAUUUUCGAGGAACCGGGGCCUCUCAAUGGGCAAUUAAUUUAUGAAAUUAAAAUUAACCCCGCCGUUUCGCAAAGCCCAUCAACUACGGAGUUAUUUACAUCACCCGCGAAUUGUAGACAAGUCGAGAGUCAUUGGUCGAAAUUACUUCCUAUUGAGUCUGGGGAAAGUUGUACGGUUAAUCAAUAUUAUUAUUCGGGAUUUGUUGCGUUACAAGCUUUAUUAGAUUAUACAAAAAUAAGGUAUGAUACCGGAAGAAACGACAUCCAUGUUCCUCACAUAUCCUUGGAAAUCAUGCCUAAAGCUGCUUAUACAGCCGAUUGGUUAUUGGCAGUUCGAAUUGUAAUCCCUUUAUACAUGGUUAUGGCCGUUUCGCAAUUUAUAACGUACCUUUUGAUUUUAAUCGUUGGGGAAAAAGAAAAAAAGAUUAAAGAGGGGAUGAAAAUUAUGGGAUUAAGAGAUUCAGCUUUUUGGUUAUCUUGGUUUGUAAUUUACGCAAUUUUCGUAACAAUACUCUCAGCUAUUUGCUGCUUUAUUUUGUACGGAUUGAAAGUGUUUGCGCACACUAAUCAUUGGCUGUUGUUUCUUUUAAUAACAUUGUAUUCUUAUACUAUAAUCAUGUUUGGAUUUAUGAUAACACCAUUUUUCGAUAAAUCAAGAACUGCCGGUGUUAUUGGAAGUUUCGCUGUAACAAUAAUGAGCUUUUUAUAUUACAUCCAAGUGUUUGUUGAUAAAUCCCAAACGUGCCUAUUUUGGCUGUUAUCAUUGAUCAGUUCGUCCGGAUUUGCCUUGGCAAUGGAUAAGGCUUUAGUUCAAGAUAUGGCCGGAAUCGGUUUAAAUUUGGACAAUAUGUGGUCUGGCCCUGGAAUUCCUUUCGGUGGAAGUUUAAUAAUGAUGAUCUUAGAUAUUUUUUUGUAUGCCUUACUAGCGUAUUACUUAGAUAGUAUAAUUCCAACCGAACACGGAACUCGCAGACCGGUUUUCUUUUUCUUGUCGAAAUCGUAUUGGUUCCCCAAGGAUAUAAGGAAAAAAAUUCCAACUGGAAUUUCCCACGAUGAGGAAAAUAACCCCGAUGUUGAAAUGGUUUCGUCAGAGAUGAAAGGAAAAGAAGCGAUUCGUAUUUCUGAUAUAGUUAAAGUUUUUAAAAGUUGCCGUAAACCCGAAUUAAGAGCAGUAAACGGAAUCAACCUAACAAUAUAUGAAGGCCAAAUAACGGCCAUUUUGGGCCACAACGGCGCUGGAAAAACCACCUUAAUCAACAUGUUAACCGGCCUAACUCAACCAACAUCCGGCACAGCCUUCAUUUUCGGCUACGACAUCCGCAACCAAAACGAUAUGGAUCAAAUCCGCCGGAUGACCGGAGUUUGCCCCCAACACGACAUCCUUUUUGAUAACUUAACAGUUCGGGAACACCUCGAUUUUUUCGCAUCAAUCAAAGGGAUCCCUUCGGCCAAACGAAAAUUAGAAAUCGCAAAAAUUCUCAAAGACAUCGAUUUGGGGGAUAAAGCCGAUGCCUUCUCGAAGUACUUAAGCGGGGGGCAAAAACGGAAAUUAUCGAUUGGUAUUGCGAUUAUUGGUGAUCCAAAAAUUAUUUUUCUCGAUGAACCCACCGCGGGGGUUGACCCCUACUCAAGGCGUCAUAUGUGGUCGGUUUUACAAAACAUCCGGCAUGGAAAAGUAAUCGUUUUAACAACCCAUUUUAUGGACGAAGCCGAUAUUUUAUCAGAAAGGAAAGCUGUCGUGUCAAAAGGACGAUUACGUUGUUGUGGAAGCUCGUUAUUUUUAAAAAAUAAAUUCGGAAUUGGGUACCAUUUAACUUUAGUACUCGGAAACGGGUAUCGAGAGGAUGGAAUCGUUGGGUUGGUAUCAAGUUUUGUGCCGAAAGCCGAAAAAGCGCGGAGACACGGAAAAGAACUUAGCUUUAUUCUACCUUACAACGAUGUCGAUAGUUUUGCAUCGUUAUUUUCUGCGAUUGAAGCUGAAAUAUCGAAACAAGGACGAUUCGAAAGUGGCGAUUCAAAAACGUUGGGAAUAACGAGUUAUGGAAUAUCAAUGACAACCUUAGAGGAAGUUUUUCUCCACUUAGAACGGAACGAAGAAGAAAACGACGAAACCGUCGAUGAUUUAUCGAAAAAAAUGGUGCGAGAUCGCGCUUUAAGUCGAAGUUUAAGCUUGCAAAGUAAAAGUACAAGUUAUCAUUCGUUACAAAAUGAGGGAACUAAUUCUUUGGAUCGGGAUAGGAUGCUAAAUGAUACUCAAAUAAAAGGAUUAGAACUUCAUUGCGAUGUGACCCCGAACUUCACCCAAACGUUAUCGGCUUUAAUUAAACUUCGAGUUUUACGCCUUUUACGCGAUUUUCGUAAAUUAUACAUCACAAUUGGAUUACCUCUUCUUAUUGCUGCGGUUGGGGUUAUUUUUUUGCCAAGAACGAUGCAAUCGCAUCACCCAAAAUCGAAUUCUUUGAUAUUAAACGGAUCAACUUACGGAUUUUUAACAACCUUCCUCGUUCAAAACCGCACGGAGAAAGAUUUAGAUUAUUUCGUGGCGCCGUUUAAGCAGGAAUUGGGGGCGGAAUCUCUAACGUUUUAUUCAGGAAACUUUUCGAGCUUAUUAGACGUCGCCCCGAAGAUGGCCGCGCUUAAUAUCACGGUGUUCGAUGACCCCGAAUUUAAUAUAACCGCCAUUUACAACGAUACCAUGCAGCACAGUUUACCAGUUUUGAUUAAUUUCAUUACAAACGCGCUGUAUAAGAUGCAAAGUUUCGACGAUGAUUGGAAACCGAUUGUUGUGAGUACUGAGCCGUUUCAAUUAACGACUCAACCACCGGGGGUUAAUUUCACAACGUUUGUGUUGGCGUGUUUUUUGGGGAUGUUGUUUGUUUUGGUUCCGAUUGGAUUGGCGAUCGAUAUCGUUUACGAUCGAGAGAUUAAAGCGAAAAAUCAGCUUCGAGUUAAUGGGUUAUCGCUUGGGAUGUAUUUUUUGACGUUUUUCUUUGUGCAAAUUGUGUUGAUGGUGUUGAUUAGUGCUGCUUUAUUGUUGAUUAUUCUCAUUGAGAAUGUUUCGUCACUACAACAAUGGCCUGCGUUAAUCGUUCUUGGGGGAUUAAUCAUUUUUUAUUGCAUCCCGGGGAUUUUAUUCAGCACCUGCUUAACUUAUAUGUUCGAUAAAACCGACUCGGCCCAAUCCAUCAUGCCAAACGCUGUCACUUGCAUUGGAUUAAUUCCAUUUAUCGUUGUUGGAAUGUUGGAUAUGCUUGGAAUAAGUAGAAGCGUAGUGAUGGCUCUACACACCGUUUUUUCUUUAUUAAACACGAUGUACAUCCCAUACGCAAUUUUUUACUACGUACAAAGAACCUACAUGAUUUGCGGAGUCCCAGAUAUUUGCAACACUUUAACAAUAUCGAAUUACAUGACCACGGAGAUUUACGUGAUUUUAAUCGGGAUAAUCGUUCAAAUCCCGAUUUAUUCAAUCAUUUUGGUCGUAAUUGACGUUUUAAAAAGCGGGGGUCACAUCUCGGAAGUGUUUAAAUGCUUCUUCAUAACCCCUGAUGAGUUAACAAACACCGAUGACGUAGACGUUGGGUUGAACGAAGACGCCGAUGUGAAAUCGGAACGAACCAAAGUCUCGAAUAUUUUAAAUACGGUGGUUGCGGAGCCUCCGGUAGUUCUUGUACAUAAUUUGCAUAAGGAAUACAAAAGAAAUUAUUCGUGUCGAAAACCCGACGAUGAAAAUAACCUAAUAAAAACGGCGAUUCAAAGUUUAUCUUUAGCGGUGGACGCCGGGGAAGUUUUUGGGUUAUUGGGGCAUAACGGGGCGGGGAAAACGACCACGAUGAAGAUUAUAAUCGCGGAGGAAGUCCCUACGAGAGGCCGCGUUCAAAUAGACGGCCACAACAUCCAACAAAACACCGAUAGGAUAUUUAAACUCCUAGGAUAUUGCCCCCAACACGACGCUUUAUGGAAAAAUAUAACCGUUAAGGAACACUUGGAAUGUUACGCUUCGAUUCGGGGGGUUCCAAAAAAAUUUAUCCCAACGAUGAUCGAUUUGUAUCUUACCGGCUUGCAAAUUAACGAGCACGCCGAUAAAAAGGCGCACCAAUGUUCUGGGGGAACUAAACGGAAGUUGUCUUAUGCCAUGGCUAUGAUCGGAAACCCCAAAGUCGUUUUAUUGGAUGAACCAAGCACCGGGAUGGAUCCGAAAAGUAAGCGGUUUUUAUGGGAUACGAUUUUGGCGAGUUUUCAAGGAAAAAGAGGUGCGAUUUUAACAACGCACUCAAUGGAAGAAGCCGACGCUUUAUGUUCGAGAGUUGGGAUAAUGGUAAAAGGAGAAUUGCGUUGUUUGGGGUCAACGCAACACCUAAAAAAUUUAUACGGAGCCGGAUACACCUUAGAGAUUAAAUUAAAAGCUUCAGAUUCAUCUCCUGGUCAAAAAGAUCGGUUACAAUCGGUGCAAAAUUUUGUGAAUAACCUUUUCGUCGAUGCGACCCUCGAGGAAAGUUUUGCGGACCGAUUGGUGUUUAGCGUGCCCCAAAAAAGCGUUAAAUCGCUCGCUAAGGCUUUUAUGGAAUUGGAGAGAGCUAAAAUGGAGUUUGAAAUCGAAGAGUACAGUUUUAGCCAAACCACUUUAGAACAGGUUUUUCUAAAAUUCGCCCAAUACGAUGAAGUGAACGAAGAGGAAUAAUUUUAAGUAAUAAAAUUAAUUAAAAUAAAAAUUUAUAUCGAUAUUUAUAAUUUUUUCUAGUCGAAAUUAUAGAAAUGUUGAAAUCU
Messenger RNA from Onthophagus taurus, 5901 nucleotides. Its product is annotated as cholesterol transporter ABCA5. Gene Ontology annotation, molecular function: ATP hydrolysis activity; lipid carrier activity; ABC-type transporter activity. The record is from RefSeq and is a predicted model, not a curated record. Gene Ontology annotation, cellular component: intracellular membrane-bounded organelle; membrane. Lineage: Eukaryota; Metazoa; Arthropoda; Insecta; Coleoptera; Scarabaeidae. Gene Ontology annotation, biological process: lipid transport; transmembrane transport.